UUUUGAUUACGUAACUGUGGGUCAAUGAGUAAGAUUUUGAGUGACGGUGAUAUUUUACGUGCAAGUUUCUACGCCGCAUUAAUUAACCGGUGACCUCACCUGACUAUAUUUUGUUUGGUAUCUACUGUACGCUAUUAGACCCGAAAAUAAUUGAUGCAUUUGAGUUGAUACAAAGUAUCGUACAAAUCGUGAGCAAUACAGCAGAACAUUGAAUAACAAUCGUGUAUAUCGAAGAAAGAAUAUUGUUCGAUCUCAGUGUGAAGCUGAUUGUAAAUACCGCAUCACUGCUUUCUCGACGCCUAACGAUGCGCCAAUCCACUGGAGAGCGGACGGACUUAGCGGACCGUAGCCACUUUGCCGCAAGCAAGGUGAAUCGCCCGAGCUUGCUCUUAACUAACGAUGAAAACAACCAACUCUUCCAUCUACUUGGUCGUCGCUGUCAGACUCUUACAACAGCAGUGGUACAACUGUAUUCAACACAAUCGCCAGCGCACGCUUCGUGGGUUAAGCGGUGCACUGGGGCUCUCUGCUUCAUUAAAGAUAACGUGCGCAAGUCGUACUACUUCCGGCUUUUCUGUCUGAAACUUAAACAGAUGGUUUGGGAACAAGAGCUGUAUGAAAAAAUUGACGUGUCGCAACCUAAGUCAUACCUUAUCACAUUUGAGGGUCAGGAUGGUAUUGUUGCGUUCAACUUCGCCACCGAUGACGAAGCGACCGGAUUCAUGAAUACCACUAUUGCAACGUUACACAACCGAAACCGAAGACGCGAUGAGCGCAACAAACGCAACAGUAAUCGGAAUGAUCCUCAAUCUGUAAGGCCUCCUCUUCUACAUGAAGGAGGAAUCACCGGAAGCACUGGCUUACCUGACUCAGAUAUGGCUGUUACCUAUCGGAUGAAGCAACCUUUUACGGGCCAGGGUGUGCUACCGACUGUCCAGCAAUAUCCGACUCAACAGCAACAACAGCUUCAUCUCGUAAACCAACCUCACCAAAAACCACGCAAAACAAAGGGCAUGGGUAAGUUACAGAAAUCGGACAUUGGAUCACCGUCAAACUUUAAGCAUGUAACGCACGUCGGUUGGGAUCCCCAAAGUGGAUUCGACCUAAUCGGUGAAGAGGAGUCUCUGAAACCAUUUCUAGAGAAAGCUGGAGUACGAGACCAGCACUUAAAAGAUCGCGAUACGUGUGCAUUCAUAUACGACUUUAUCCAGACGAACAACGUACUCGAUACGGUAAAAUCAGAACAAAGUAACGGUCGUAAGAAGCCACCCGCACCUCCGCCGAAUGGACAGAGAAAUCCACCUCCACCACCUCCUCAUCGUUCUUUGCCCCCCUUGCCACCUAUAACGCCGCCAAAGGUGCUCAGCGGAACUCCACCAUUGCGGCCUCCACCGUUGCUGCAACAACUACUAUCAGUGACGGAACCUCUGGCUGUUCCAAGUCCUCCACCUCCUCCGCCGCCGCCGCCAACCCUUACAAUCGGAGGACCAACACUACCACCACCGUUACCAUCAGUCAAAACGUCACCUCUGGCUAUUCCGAGCAAUGAUGUUAGAGAUGAAAGAGACUCAAGAUCUGCGCUUCUUGACAGCAUACGGAAAGGAACUAUGCUUAAGAAGGUUGAUCAGAGUGUGCUGAAUGCUGGCAGCAGUGCGGAUAUGCGCGUGGACUUGAUGAGUGAGAUACAAGCAGGCUUUCAGCUGCGUCCAGUCGCGAAUCGUGAAUUGAACGGCCCCGGUGAUCGGAAUAGUACUAGCGGUGGUAGUACCAGUGCUGGUGACGUAGGCACAGAUGCGCUCGCUGAUGCACUGCGUCGAGCACUCGCUGAGCGUGGUCGUGUUAUUCGUUCAUCGGAUGAAGAUGAGAGCGACUCGAACUCGAAUAACACGGAUUGGGAAGAUUAGAGAAAUAAUUGUCGAUAGUUGUGCGCCUUUAACUUUUGAUAAAUGUCGGUGAUUUCGUUGAGAUUGAUUGAAUCGUUUUCUGAUGUUUUCGAUGUUUUCUAUGUUUCUUCUUCCUUAGAGUAAUUGUUUCAGAUAGUCUAAAUCUACUUUUUUAUCGUGAAUUAUUUACAUAAGCAUAAUACAAUCUACAAAACUUGUUUAUGUUAGACUUCUAUUUCAUAUAAUUCAAUUUAAUCUUUGUUAGUAGCAAUUUCAUUUGGUGUUAUCUUUAUUAGACACCAUUACAUUUGGUGCUGGUUCGUUAAAUUUCAAAUGUUAUUUUUUGUUGCAUUAACAUAAACUAUAACACUUCACUACUCUAUUUAGAAUUGUAAAACAAUACAAACAACAAACAAACAAACAAAAACAUACAAAAAAAAUAAACAAGCAAACAAAACAAUGUAAAAGAAUCAAUAAAAAAAUGCAUAUUUUUAAAUACAGUUUUAAUGCAGACACAAACACAGAUUCAAAAUAUAGACACGACAUAUUUUUUUCACAACAAAUAUAAACAGACGAGGAUGAGCAUUUCACAUUAAUUUUAUGUUAAAUAAAAUUAUCAAAUCUUAUUACAACUAUAUAUCAUACAUGAAUCGAUUAAAACUUAAAUACAACGAUAUGUUGUGCGCUUUUAUAGCGCGUGAUGACAG
This is a messenger RNA of Anopheles bellator, 2590 nucleotides long. It is a transcript of the gene WASp, whose product is annotated as actin nucleation-promoting factor WASL. The coding region runs from base 306 to 1904 and encodes 532 amino acids. The transcript is spliced from 10 exons. Gene Ontology annotation, biological process: actin filament organization; regulation of Rho protein signal transduction. Lineage: Eukaryota; Metazoa; Arthropoda; Insecta; Diptera; Culicidae. Gene Ontology annotation, molecular function: actin binding; small GTPase binding. Gene Ontology annotation, cellular component: plasma membrane. The record is from RefSeq and is a predicted model, not a curated record.